AUGGCUAAGAAGAUUGAAAACUCCAAGAAAAAGAAAUUGUCUGCGCUUGUCGUGGAUGAUGAUGGCGUCUGCAGAAUAAUUCAUGUUGCAUACCUUAGAAGGCAUGGUUUUGAAACCUAUGCUGUGGAAAAUGGUAGAGAAGCAGUGGAUCUUAUUCGUUCUGGGGAACAGUUUGAUGUUGUUUUUAUGGAUUUGGUGAUGCCAGUUUUGGAUGGUAUUCAGGCUACUAGGGAAUUGCGUGCAAUGGGAGUGAAAACCAUGAUUGUUGGAAUAGACUGCGAUCUAGGCUAUCUCGGUGAACAUCCUAUAAUUGCUGGUAUGGAUCGUGUUUAUGAGAAGCCCAUGACACAGGAGAUCGUCAUAUCUGUUCGUCAAGCGCUUCUAAACAACUACAAUAUUUAG
This is a messenger RNA of Daucus carota subsp. sativus, 402 nucleotides long. RefSeq names its product two-component response regulator 24. The record is from RefSeq and is a predicted model, not a curated record. The coding region runs from base 1 to 402 and encodes 133 amino acids. The transcript is spliced from 2 exons. Lineage: Eukaryota; Viridiplantae; Streptophyta; Magnoliopsida; Apiales; Apiaceae. Gene Ontology annotation, biological process: phosphorelay signal transduction system.